AUGGACGCUAUCGGACCCCUCGAGACUCCCCUCCGCCUGGUCAAGGGUGACCAGAUCUCUGACGAGCCCGUCACCCUCCGUAUCCCCAACCGCAACAUUGGCAUCCGUGGCCAAGACUAUGAAAUUACGAACGAGGAGACCGGCAAGGUCAUGUACAAGGUCAAGGGCUCGCCCAUCAGCUUCCACAGCACGCAGCUCUUCUGCUCGGCCGAUGGCAAGGACAAGCUCUUUGAGAUCAAGUACUACAACGGCAACCACCCGCACUUUGAGGCGCAGCGUUGCGACGUCAUUGACAUCUCGAGCGACUGGAUGGCUGGCCCCCUUGCCAUCUUUGCUGCCUACGAGAAGGUGUACUCGAACGGCGACGUGACCAAGCAGGCCCAGAUCUACCUGAUGUCGCAGGACAAGGUUCGCCCCGGCGCUGUUGUUGGCCCGCGUCUCAUCCUCCGUGGCGACAUGGACACUGAGGCUUCGGUUGUCCUCCGCUCGACUGGCCAGGUUCUCGCUGUCAUCCGCCCUGGUGAGAAGCCCGCCGGCGGGGCUGUUGAGGAGAACGAGCGCGGUCGCGCGGGUGUCAGCGGCACCAGCUCGUUCCUCGUGACAGUCGCACCGGGCAUGGACAUUGCCGCCAUGGCCGGCAUUGCAGCGAGCUACAACCAGCUGCACAACCGCUCCAGCGCCGGCUCGGCUGGCCAGUCGCGUGCCAACUCGCGCGCCCCAUCCCGGUCGGCCUCGCGCAACCCCUCGAGGCGUGGAAGCGCCGCCCCCGUGCCUGUGGUCAAUGUCCCCCAGCACCUUGCGUGA
This is a messenger RNA of Cutaneotrichosporon cavernicola, 804 nucleotides long. RefSeq lists its product as uncharacterized. The record is from RefSeq and is a predicted model, not a curated record. NCBI's taxonomy places the organism in Eukaryota, Fungi, Basidiomycota, Tremellomycetes, Trichosporonales, Trichosporonaceae. Bases 1 to 804 code for a protein of 267 amino acids. The transcript has 3 exons.